AUGAGACAGUUAACAGAAGAAGAAACCAAGGUUAUUUUCGAAAAGCUUGCUGGCUAUAUCGGUAGAAAUAUUUCGUUUUUAGUCGACAAUAAAGAACUACCUCACGUUUUCAGAUUACAAAAAGAUAGAGUAUAUUAUGUGCCUGAUCAUGUUGCUAAAUUGGCUACCAGUGUAGCAAGACCUAAUUUGAUGUCUCUAGGUAUCUGUUUGGGCAAAUUCACAAAGACAGGGAAAUUUAGAUUACACAUCACUUCUUUGACAGUAUUAGCCAAGCAUGCCAAGUAUAAGAUAUGGAUCAAGCCGAAUGGGGAAAUGCCAUUCCUAUAUGGUAACCACGUUUUAAAGGCACAUGUGGGCAAGAUGUCUGAUGAUAUACCAGAACACGCAGGUGUUAUUGUCUUUGGUAUGAAUGAUAUUCCAUUAGGAUUCGGUGUCAGUGCGAAGAGUACCUCUGAGUCAAGAAACAUGCAACCUACUGCCAUAGUUGCCUUCAGACAAGCUGAUAUCGGCGAGUAUCUGAGAGAUGAAGACACUUUGUUUACUUAA
Molecule: messenger RNA, 546 nt
Organism: Saccharomyces kudriavzevii IFO 1802
Lineage: Eukaryota; Fungi; Ascomycota; Saccharomycetes; Saccharomycetales; Saccharomycetaceae
Gene: NIP7
Product: ribosome biosynthesis protein NIP7
Exons: 1
Coding region: 1-546 (181 amino acids)
Biological process (GO): ribosome assembly; ribosomal large subunit biogenesis
Cellular component (GO): nucleolus; nucleus; preribosome, large subunit precursor
Molecular function (GO): RNA binding
Source: RefSeq, a predicted model, not a curated record